AUGCUCAGAAACAGAGCCAUCGCAAGUGCCGACGAUGCAUCCAGGGCACCCAUCCCGCUGGCUAUGAAGCAACAACCCUCCUCGGCGAUCAAAGCCACACCCUCUCCCGGCCAGCCCGGCCUCCUCUCCAUCUCCCAAAUCCCCGAGUGGCACAGCGAAAACCCGUAUAUUCACGGCGGCUCUCCGCCCGUCUGUGCAGCAAUCGCGCCGUGCGUCGGGAGCUGGUGCUACCUCCACAACCAGAGCUUCAACAUCUACACGCACCUGAUCCCGGCAAUAGACCAGAAUUCCGGAGCGCUGGCUUCCAGGGACGUUUGA
This is a messenger RNA of Metarhizium album ARSEF 1941, 318 nucleotides long. RefSeq lists its product as uncharacterized. NCBI's taxonomy places the organism in Eukaryota, Fungi, Ascomycota, Sordariomycetes, Hypocreales, Clavicipitaceae. The record is from RefSeq and is a predicted model, not a curated record. The transcript is spliced from 2 exons. Bases 1 to 318 code for a protein of 105 amino acids.